Messenger RNA from Salvia splendens (bonfire salvia), 1775 nucleotides. RefSeq names its product trihelix transcription factor ASIL2. Gene Ontology annotation, cellular component: nucleus. NCBI's taxonomy places the organism in Eukaryota, Viridiplantae, Streptophyta, Magnoliopsida, Lamiales, Lamiaceae. The record is from RefSeq and is a predicted model, not a curated record. Gene Ontology annotation, molecular function: transcription cis-regulatory region binding. The coding region runs from base 539 to 1453 and encodes 304 amino acids. The transcript is spliced from 2 exons.
AAAACAAACCCUAGUCGUCGGCAGCAGCAGCAGCUAAAUAGAGAUAAGAAUGGAGCCGGCCGGGGUCCGGAGAGGGCAGAAGCGUCAUUUCGGAAGAGCACACGGCAAUCGCAUGACCGGACAAUUCCAAACCCACGCUCCUCGUCAUCGGCCCAUUCACCCCGUGCGUCUUCUCCCUCUAAUUUUCCGCCUAAGCCCAAACCAUUUUUUUUUUCAGACAAAAACUCCCUAAUUCUACUCGCCAAAAAAUUCAAAUCCAAUAAAAACCUAACCCACAGACGUUACGUGACGCAGUUACCAAUGACAUUUCGGCCGAAUUCGCGUGACCGUCGUUCUCACGCGCUCCCCCCGCCGAUGCCGAUACCCCCUCACCAGUCAGCCCUAUCCCUCCCCUUUUUACCCCAAACCAAUUCCAUCUCAUCAUCAUCCUCUCUCCCCUUCCCCUCCCGCCGCCUCUCCUUUUUCCACAAUCUCCUUUUCCGAUUCCUUCCUCUCUCAGAUCUCGUCGCUCAAUUGGAUUUGCUUGCCUCGUCUACCCAUGGGCGAUUUGACCGAAUCUUCCACUCCUCAGCCGCCGCGCCAGGGCCCCUUCCGCGAGGACUGCUGGACGGAGGAGGCCACUUCCACCCUCGUUGAUAACUGGGGGCAGCGUUACCUCGAGCUCAACCGCGGCAACCUCCGCCAGAAGGAUUGGCAGGAGGUUGCCGAUGCGGUCAACGCGCUCCACGGCCACACGAAGAAGACGCACCGCACCGAUGUGCAGUGUAAGAACCGGAUCGAUACUCUGAAGAAGAAGUACAAGACCGAGAGGACGAGGAUCGCUGAAUCUAACGGAGCCCUAACGUCGUCCUGGCCGUUUUUCUUUACUCUGGAGCACUUGAUCGGAUCUAAUUUCAACAAGCACCAGCAGAGUAAGGUGAUUACCUCCGCUGUGCCGAUUUCGUCGGCUCAAUCUACGCCUCCGUUGUCUCUGCCUGCUCCGCCGCUGGCUGUGCCGUUAUCCUAUCGCAAACCGAUGGCUCCUGCAAUGGUGACGCCGAUUAGUCUGCCACAAAAGCGUCCGAUGCUGUCUCCGGCCAUGGACAAAUCGUUCUUCAGGAAAAAUUACUCAGCAAUGGCUGCUGCAGCGGCUGCAGCUGACGAUGAAGCUGAUGAUGAUGACGAGUUGGAGGGUGAUGAGGUGGAGGGCAGCGAGGAUGGGGCUGACGAGGAGGAAGAGGUUGGGCAAGAAGGGAUGAGGAGACUGGCCAAAGCUAUAGAGAAGUUUGGGGAAAUUUUUGAGAAGGUAGAGGGUAUGAAGCAGAGGCAGAUGGUGGAGUUGGAAAAGCAAAGGAUGCAGUUUGCUAAAGAUUUGGAGGUUCAAAGGAUGCAGUUGUUUAUGGAUACACAGGUCCAGUUAGAGAAGGUCAAGCGGGCAAAACGACCUGGAUCUUCUGAUGAUAUGUAUAGCUAGGGCGGAGCAGCUGAGCGCUGAACAAUGUGGUAUUUCUUCUUGUUGAUGGCUGAAGAAGAUUCUUUGGUCGGGAAAGAAUUUGACUAGCUAAUUUUUAAGUAGAAGAGAGAUUCAUGUCAAUGAUAGGGUUCCUUUUGAUCAAUCUACUAUGGUCUGCCCCAUAUGUUUGGCCUGUUUAGGAUCAUUAAUUUUUAUUCUUCUGAGUGGAUAUAGCAGUUUUUAGUGUUUGAAUAUGUUUCCAUAUAAUCAUUCGCAUCUAUUGGUGUACCUUCUAUGAUGACUUGUUAGAGUAGUAUGCUUUCAAUAUAUGAUGUUUCUGGUA